Messenger RNA from Suillus clintonianus, 405 nucleotides. RefSeq lists its product as uncharacterized. The transcript has 5 exons. The coding region runs from base 1 to 405 and encodes 134 amino acids. The record is from RefSeq and is a predicted model, not a curated record. Lineage: Eukaryota; Fungi; Basidiomycota; Agaricomycetes; Boletales; Suillaceae.
AUGGAUUGUGAGGAUCUUGUGGAGCCAAAAAUAUUUUUCACCAAGAAAUCUCAACAGUUCAUUCAGGACAUCCUGGGAAUUGAACCACAGCACUUCAGACUCAAAUUAGAAGCCUUCAUUAUUAUCAAGCUGGAUGAAUAUGUGUCUCUCAACUGUGCAUGGCCACUUAACAAACUCAUCAGUGAAUGUCGCAAGCUUAUUCAAGCCGAGCUAGAUUUCAUUUGGAUGGAGAACAAUGUGUCAAGCAAGGUGAAAAGGAAUUACACAAACUAUGAGUGUGCUAUUGUCGAGCAUUAUGGCAUCGAGCUACACAACUGGCCUCUACCGGAGACAGUGAAAAAUCCUUCUAAGUGGGUCUUGCUCUCAGAGGAUGAUGAUCUUGGCGACAGGAUGAAGAACAUCUGA